UGCAUCAAUUGGAUUGAAUAUAACUGAGACAUUGUUUAUAAGAAUACGAAAUUGCCAUCAAAAUAAACCUUAUAAAAAGUUUGUAACAAGGCAAUGCAGUUGGAUGAGUUCAAUGUCUACAGUUUUUCUAGGAAAAAAUAAAAGUCGAAUAUAACUUCGAAAUAAUUUAGGCAACUAUGAGUGGAAGCAGUCCUCUAACACAAGAAGAUGACAGCAGUACUGUUAUUAAUGAGUUCCAGCGUCUGCAUAGUCCUAAAAUUGAUUAUUCUAGUAUUUGUGGGAAGAAAGUCUUGGUAAGUCCAACAGAAGUACAGUUCGAACUGCUAAAAAAGAGGCUAGAAGAGCGCACAGAAGACUGUCGUGGUGAAACAAUAUAUGAAAUCGGUAUAGGGGAAGAUGGCAGCGACAAUGGCUUGGAUGAGGACGAGUAUCGCGCUUCGGUCGCUACAUUGCAAUCGUUAGCCACAACAAUCGAUUCUGAUGUAGUUUUACUGAGGCAGAGAAAAGUUGAAAAGGGAUUAGCAGGCCAGUAUUUGAUAAGGAAACGUGUCGAUACUUCAGAUUUCAUGGAAAUUCGUGUUGCUGUGGUUGGAAAUGUGGAUGCAGGAAAAUCUACUUUGCUCGGAGUUCUAACGCAUGGUGAAUUAGAUAAUGGGCGUGGGCAUGCUCGCCAGCGAUUAUUUCGGCACAAACACGAAAUGGAAACUGGACGUACUAGUUCUGUGGGGAAUGAUAUAUUAGGGUUCGAUAGUGUUGGGAAUGUAGUUAACAAGCCUGAUCAUGGCACUCUUGACUGGGUUAAGAUUUGUGAAAAAUCCGCCAAAGUUAUUACUUUUAUUGAUUUGGCGGGGCAUGAACGCUAUUUGAAAACAACAGUAUUUGGUAUGACAGGACAUGCCCCGGAUUUUGGAAUGCUAAUGAUUGGCGCCAAUGCUGGAAUUGUUGGUAUGACAAAAGAGCAUUUGGGAUUGGCAUUAGCAUUGUCGGUACCAGUAUUUGUGGUCGUUACAAAAAUUGAUAUGUGCCCUCCUAAUGUUUUACAAGAUAACUUAAAAUUGCUUUUUAAAAUAUUAAAGUCCCAGGGUUGUCGUAAAGUACCAGUAAUGGUAAAAAGUUCAGAUGAUGUUGUGUUAAGUGCCACAAACUUUGUUUCUCAGCGUUUGUGUCCAAUUUUUCAAGUUUCCAAUGUUACUGGAGAAAAUUUGGAGUUACUAAAAAUGUUUUUAAAUUUGUUAACAACCCGAAUGACCGGGCAAGACAACUUGCCCGCUGAGUUUCAAAUUGAUGACACCUAUUCAGUGCCUGGUGUUGGCACAGUGGUUUCUGGAACUUGCCUUCAAGGUCUAAUAAAACUGAAUGAUACCCUUAUGCUUGGGCCAGACGCAUUGGGUAAUUUUAUACCGAUUGCUGUAAAAAGCAUCCAUCGCAAACGAAUGAAUGUUAAAGAAGUGCGUGGGGGUCAAACUGCUAGUUUUGCAUUAAAGAAGAUAAAAAGAUCUCAGAUACGUAAAGGAAUGGUAAUGGUUAGUCCAGAAUUAAAGCCUCAAGCAUGUUGGGAGUUCGAAGGGGAAAUUCUAGUUCUUCAUCAUCCUACAACUAUAUCUUCCCGUUAUCAAGCCAUGGUACACUGCGGAAGUAUUCGACAAACAGCAUCCAUCAUCAAUAUGUCUAAGGAUUGUCUACGUACUGGCGACAAAGCUCAUGUAAUGUUUCGUUUCAUUAAACAUCCAGAGUACAUUCGAGUUGGGCAAAGAAUGGUUUUUCGAGAAGGUCGAACUAAAGCAGUGGGAAACGUUUUGAAACCAAUAACAAAUUCGGUUGCUUUACAACAUCGAUCUAAACCGAAUAAAAUGCAAGGGCGCGGCCAAAGUCAUAGCCAAACUAAUUCAAACGCAGAACCACAAAAUCAAAAUCAAAACCCCAAUGUUCAAGCGGCAAUAUUAAAAAAUGAGAUAAAACAAAGUUUUGAUGGAGUGCUUGAGACUUGUGUUGAUAAACGCGAUAUCCGUGGUUCAAAGCACCAGAAACGCAAUUCUUCCCACGCUGCCAUACCAGUAAGUGGGUUAAGUAUGGGAAGCUCUUUAAGUGAUUUACAGACCCAAGCCAACAGCUCUAACAUUGCUGUCAAAAAAUAAAAUUACCACAUCGGCUAUUAUUUGUAUUAAUUUAUUUUGCUCUUCAUUUAAAUAAAGUCGAU
Molecule: messenger RNA, 2197 nt
Organism: Bactrocera latifrons
Lineage: Eukaryota; Metazoa; Arthropoda; Insecta; Diptera; Tephritidae
Gene: GTPBP1
Product: GTP-binding protein 1
Biological process (GO): translational elongation
Molecular function (GO): GTP binding; translation elongation factor activity; GTPase activity
Source: RefSeq, a predicted model, not a curated record